This is a messenger RNA of Hansenula ciferrii, 1338 nucleotides long. RefSeq names its product DNA polymerase delta subunit POL32. The record is from RefSeq and is a predicted model, not a curated record. Gene Ontology annotation, cellular component: delta DNA polymerase complex; nucleus. The transcript is spliced from 2 exons. NCBI's taxonomy places the organism in Eukaryota, Fungi, Ascomycota, Saccharomycetes, Phaffomycetales, Wickerhamomycetaceae. The coding region runs from base 1 to 1338 and encodes 445 amino acids. Gene Ontology annotation, biological process: DNA synthesis involved in UV-damage excision repair; DNA strand elongation involved in DNA replication; DNA replication. Gene Ontology annotation, molecular function: DNA-directed DNA polymerase activity.
AUGGGUGUGUUUGAAGAUGCUAUUGAAGUGCUGAAGAAUGCAUUGGUCAAAGAGAACAAACCAUACACUUAUAAAUUAUUAAGUAGACAUUUGAAUAUUCAUGUUAAUGAUUCCAAAAAAUUAUUAUAUUCAUUCCAUCAGAAAUAUCAAGAUCUUGUUGAUGCUCAUUAUUUGAUCAGUGGGAGAUUGAACAAUUCUACUGAUUUAACCAUCAAAAUUACUAAAGAUAUUAAUGAAAAGGAUAAAUUUGAUCAAAUUCAAUCUAUACAAAUAUAUUCAUUAAGUCCAAAAAAUAUUGAAAUUAAUGAAAUAUUAUCUACUGCUAAUGCACAAAUUAGAGAAAUACCCGUUGAUGCUGAAAAAUUAGCUAAAUGGGGUGUGAUUAAAGGUCCUGAGUUGGUGAAAAUUGAUCAAUUAUCAACAAGUUCAAAUACAAAUACAUCAAGUAGAUCAAAUACAAAUACAUCAUCAAGAUUACCAAUUGGUGGUGAUAAUAAAGAACAAGAUCAACCUACUAAAAAGAAGAAUGAUUUCCCAGAUAUGGGUCUUAGAUCUGCACAAAUCUUGAAUAGAAAUAAAAAGAAAGAUGAUGAUAAACCAAGAGCAAGAACUGCAACACAACCAACAUUUGGUUCUUCUAUGAAGAAAUCAAAUACUAAACAAACUUCAUUACAACAACAACCUUUAAGAUCACGUACAGAUCCAACACCAAAAUCAAGUGGAUCUGGUUCAAAACCAAUUGAAAUUGAUGAUGAAGAAACUAUUCAAAAGAAGAAAAUCACUCAACAAGAAAAGGAUAAAAAACAGAAAGAACUUGAAAGUAUGUUUGAUGAUGAUGAUGAUGAUGAUGACUUUGAAGCUUCACAAAGUAGUAAGAAAGAUGAUGCUAAACCUGAAAAGGAGGAAACUUCAAUAGAGGAGAUCAAAGAUGAUAAAGAUGAUAUACAAGAAGUUAAAAAUUCCAAAAAUGAUGAUCUUGAAGGAAUAUUUGAUAGUAGUUUUACUCAAUCACAAAGUCAACAAGAACCACAACAAAAGGAACAAACCAAAGAUGAUACACAAAAAAUUGAAGAUGAACCUGAACCUAUAUUAGAAACCACAAAAGAUCAACCUAUACAAGAAGAACCAGAAACAACAAGUUAUUAUGAUGAAGAUGGUUAUUUAGUCACUGAAGUUAAAGAAAAACCAAAACCAAAAACUCAAUCUAAACCAAAACCAAAAGCAAGAACUGCAACUCCUCCGGCUUCUAAUAAUCAACCAGCUUCAAAGAAGGCUAAAAUUGGUAAGACUGGUGGGAAACAACAAACUUCUUUGAUGAGUUUCUUUGGUAAGAAAUGA